This is a messenger RNA of Notothenia coriiceps (black rockcod), 633 nucleotides long. Its product is annotated as vacuolar protein sorting-associated protein 13B-like. Lineage: Eukaryota; Metazoa; Chordata; Actinopteri; Perciformes; Nototheniidae. The record is from RefSeq and is a predicted model, not a curated record. The transcript is spliced from 3 exons. The coding region runs from base 61 to 609 and encodes 182 amino acids.
UACAGUCUGUUCCCUCCCCACAGGUCGGUGCUGGAGCCCCUGGCCCAGUGGGACAGUCCCAUGCAGGUGAAGUUAUCCUGCUGGAAGUCGGGUCUUAACACUCUGCUGGUAGAGCUAUUGCCCUGGGCCCUGCUGGCCAACCACUCCAAAUGGGACCUGUGGCUGUUUGAGGGAGAGACAAUCGUCCUGCAGAUACCAGCCGGAAAGAUCAUUGUGCCCCCCAACUUUAAGGAAGCCUUCCAGAUUGGUAUCUACUGGGCCCAUACUAACACUGUCCACAAGUCCACAGCUCUCAAACUGGUACAUGACCUGACUUCUCCUCGGUGGAAGGAGGGAUCAGGCUCAGAGGUGGUCACUCUGGAUGAGGAGGGGUAUGUAGAGGCUGACAUCACCCUGGGAGCCUUCCCUGGCAGACAGAAGCUGUGUCAGUUUUGUGUGUCGUCUGUGGUGAGGCAUGGUAUUCAGAUUCUACAGUUAGAAGACAGAACCAUCCUGGUCAACAACACUCCUCACACCAUUCAGUACAGGCCUCUGCUGACGGACCAUGCCCUGGGAACUGACGGCCAGGUAAUGUGCAUUAACAAACUGUGUCCUUUUACUUUACACUGAAUAAGGGUUUCUCUGAAUCACAAU